This is a messenger RNA of Owenia fusiformis, 774 nucleotides long. The record is from the annotation of a GenBank genome assembly. NCBI's taxonomy places the organism in Eukaryota, Metazoa, Annelida, Polychaeta, Sabellida, Oweniidae.
UUGGUAUGGUUACUAUUUCCUCAACAAUGAAACGGACGAGAGCCCAGUUUAUAUUCACGAGUCUGACAUGAGAGCUCUGAAACACGGUGCGAACGAUACCUGGGAAAUUGCAAUGGUAGACAACCUCGCAGGAAGCACGGGGGAGCUAUCAGUCAUUGAUGCAGCUAUAUCUCCAGAUUUGAUACAAAGUGUUCUCUGGAAUGAUGGAACUCAAGAUGUCAUCUCUAAAAUGACAUGCGUUAACUACAUAGACGAAUAUCUGUGUACAAUGAUGCUCCUUGAUGACAUAUCUGAUGAGGGAUUUACGUACCUGCGCGGUCUUUACACAACUACUGAUACGAAACGACUCAACCAUAGACCUGUGUAUCAAUGGACAGGGGCAAUUCCUGGAGGGCCACAACCAAAUACUAACCAAGAAUCGUUGUAUCUAUAUUUCUUGUCCGCUACAUCAGAAUGGGUAAUUGACACUACACUAGAAGACGAGGAGGAUGGCGUUAUCUGUAAAGUGGUUGAUCCGGUGGAUGAUCCAACACUCAUAUCAAGAAAAUGGAACUGUCUCGAUACUGCUACGAAUACCACAGUUCCCGUUGAGCUGAUUCAGUUUGUCUAUCACAAUGGAGAAUUCCCGGAAACAACUGUCAUUCCCGAGGUGACAUCAGAGAUGACAACAGUCAUUACCAUCCAACCAUCAACAUAUGCAGAAUUAGAUUCAACAACGGCAACAAAUGUACCAUCAGUUGUAACCACGGUUCAUCAUGAAGAGGAGAACACAAC